Messenger RNA from Amorphotheca resinae ATCC 22711, 562 nucleotides. RefSeq lists its product as hypothetical. The record is from RefSeq and is a predicted model, not a curated record. NCBI's taxonomy places the organism in Eukaryota, Fungi, Ascomycota, Leotiomycetes, Helotiales, Amorphothecaceae. The transcript has a single exon. Bases 245 to 544 code for a protein of 99 amino acids.
CUCUCCAAGACUUGCUGAAUAUAUACAACCCCUCCACCAAUAUGGGGGGUUGAUGGAUAGUGUGUUCCGAAUACGUCCGAGAUAUUUCCUUCCAUUCGAUGCGUCCGAAACAGGCUAGCGGCAGCUCGGCUACAUUCAGGGGGAACCGAGGGGCUAUUGUACGCACAAACAUCUCCGCGUGCCAUUCUUAAAUUUCGACGUUCAAAGCAUUACCACGGUUACUCGGAGAUACAAUACCGUAAUCAUGGUGUUCUAUGAGCCUGGUGUCACUGUCCACAACCUGACUUUCGGCCCUCCUAUGUCAUGUUCUCUGCCAAUCAGACCGACGCCAAUUGCCGUUUCCAUGGUCGAAGAGUCCCCCAUCAGAUUUGAGUACACAUCCUACACUACUGUACGAUUGUCUAGAAACCAUCUUAUAGGCAGCGUCAUUGGCAAAAUCCUGGUAUUUCACAUCUCUGAUAAAGUUCUCACCGAUGGUAUCGUUGAUUUGAGCAAGGUUCAGCCCAUCGCUUUAUACUUGCGCUAUUGUGCGUUGCACCUUUAAAGGAAGCCUCCUGGAAAU